UCCCGGCCCCCGCGCGUGGACCUGCUGGAUCUCGCGGGCAGCCGCCGGGGUCUCUCCGGAGAGAGCAGCGGUGACUGGACGUGGCCGGCUUUUCCAGUCCUCAGCAGCUGAAGAAGGCGCCGGGCACCAGAGGCAUGAAUUACUCACGGUUCCUCACGGCCACCAGCAAGGCCAGGAAGCCCUCCACCCUCCGAGUCCUAACUGACUUACUGAUCGCCUCGCCCAAAUCAGUCAUCUCCUUAGCUACCGGAGCGCCAAAUGAGAAAACGUUCCCGUUUAAGAGCGCGACGAUCACCGUGGAAAAUGGAGAGACCAUCCAAUUUGAAGCCGAGAUGAUGAAGAGAGCUCUUCAGUAUUCUCAAAGUGCUGGAAUCCCAGAGCUGGUAUCCUGGCUAAAACAGCUUCAAGUAAAAUUGCACAAUCCUCCCACCAUCAAUCAUCCCUCCAAUCAAGGAAAAUUGGACUUAUGCGUCACAAAUGGCAGCCAAGAAGGCCUUUGUAAGGUGUUCGAAAUGAUCCUUAACCCUGGAGAUAAUAUCCUCCUAAAUGAGCCUACUUAUUCAGGAACACUUCAUGCUCUACAACCCCUGGGCUGCAACAUUCUUAAUGUUCCCAGUGAUGAACAUGGAAUGAUUCCAGAGUCCCUCAAGGAUAUACUUUCCAAAUGGAAACCCGAAGAUUCUAAGGACCCCAAAAAAAACACCCCCAAAUUACUUUAUACUGUCCCAAAUGGCAACAACCCUACUGGAAACUCAUUACCAGGCAACCGCAAAAAGGAUAUCUAUGAGCUUGCAAGAAAAUAUGACUUCCUCAUAAUAGAAGAUGAUCCAUAUUAUUUUCUCCAGUUCAACAAGCCCUGGGCACCAACAUUUCUUUCCAUGGACACUGAUGGGCGUGUCAUCAGGGCUGACUCUUUCUCAAAAGUCCUCUCCUCUGGGCUGAGAAUAGGAUUUAUAACUGGACCAAAACUCUUGAUAGAGAGAAUCGUUUUACACACACAAGUUUCAACAAUGCACCCCAGCACUUUUGCACAGCUUCUUGUAUCACAACUUCUACACCAAUGGGGGGAAGAGGGCUUCCUGGCUCAUGUACAGAGGGUUAUUGACUUCUACAGUUCCCAGAAGGAUGCAUUAUUGGCAGCUGCAGACAAGUGGUUAAGCGGUUUGGCAGAAUGGCAUGUUCCUACUGCUGGAAUGUUUUUAUGGGUUAAAAUUAAGGGCAUCUCUGAUACAAAACAACUGAUUGAAGAAAAAGCCAUAAAAAGAGAGAUAUUAAUGGUUCCUGGAAAUUCUUUCUUCAUUGAUAGUUCAGCUCCCAGCCCUUACUUUAGAGCAUCCUUCUCCUUUGCAACUCCAGAACAGAUGGAUGUGGCCUUCCAGAGAUUAGCCCAACUUAUAAAAGAAUCUUUAUGAAGAAAUCCAAGUCAUCAGAGUAUUCAUGGAUUUUUUCAGAUAAAUUAUUCACUAUGUUUUAGCAGGAAGACAUCAUCAUUGCUGUAGACAUAUAGUUGAAUUUCAUCAAAUUUUCUGUAGUAAUUUAACUAGGAAAAUUAUAAAUAUUUUCAAAAUUAACUUAUACCAUUUGAUACUCAACCUGCUUUUAUCCCGGACUUCAUAAUAAAGAACU
Molecule: messenger RNA, 1626 nt
Organism: Talpa occidentalis (Iberian mole)
Lineage: Eukaryota; Metazoa; Chordata; Mammalia; Eulipotyphla; Talpidae
Gene: AADAT
Product: aminoadipate aminotransferase
Exons: 13
Coding region: 135-1412 (425 amino acids)
Biological process (GO): biosynthetic process
Molecular function (GO): pyridoxal phosphate binding; L-kynurenine:2-oxoglutarate transaminase activity
Source: RefSeq, a predicted model, not a curated record